AUGGACGGCUCAUCCAAGCGGAUCGACGGUGGCGGCGCCGACAAGCCCAGCCCCGACCACGACCAGAACCAGAACGCCAGCCCCAACGUCCCGGCGUCCGCCGCCGGAGACGACGGCGCCUCUGCCGCUGCUGCUGCGGCGGCGGCGGCCGCGCCGCCCGCCGACGGGAGGCGGCCGUUCACCAGCCUCAGCCAGGAGGAGGCCGACCUCGCCCUCGCCCGGGUCCUCCAGGAGCAGGAGCCGGCGUACAUGAUGCUGACCGGCGGCGAGUACGCGAUUUCGGACGCCGGGAGCUACGACUACGACGACGAGGAGGGGGAAGAUGACGAUGGGAGCGACUACGAGGAGGAAGGGGAGGCGCUCGACGAGGACGGGCAGGUUGGGGACGCGGAAGCGGAGGGGGCCGAGGGGGAGCUGGACCUGGACCCUGCGCAGUACGAGGACGACGAGGCCUUCGCGCGGGCCCUGCAGGACGCCUAG
Miscanthus lutarioriparius is the source of this 480-nucleotide messenger RNA. The record is from the annotation of a GenBank genome assembly. NCBI's taxonomy places the organism in Eukaryota, Viridiplantae, Streptophyta, Magnoliopsida, Poales, Poaceae.